Apis laboriosa (Himalayan honeybee) is the source of this 882-nucleotide messenger RNA. RefSeq lists its product as uncharacterized. Lineage: Eukaryota; Metazoa; Arthropoda; Insecta; Hymenoptera; Apidae. The record is from RefSeq and is a predicted model, not a curated record. The transcript is spliced from 4 exons. The coding region runs from base 1 to 882 and encodes 293 amino acids.
AUGAACAAUUCGGUGAUGGUGUUCUUCGUUCAACGAGUCAUGAGUCGUGGUUCGAGGCUGAAUUGCUUCCAUAGAAUUUUAUUGGUGACGAUAUUUUGUCUCUCGUCGACCACGUCCUCUUACAUUUUCAAUUCGAACAACAACAACAACAACAACAACUCGACGUACGUCGAGAGAUGCCGAGCUGAUUGCGCGUCGCACAAGGAUCUUAUAAGUUGCGGCAAGUUCAGGGUCGUUAGAUGGUUGAACGACAUCGCGAUGGAGAAGGAAUUCAAGUAUGGCGCGAUCCGCAUCGUCAGAAUCCCGUCACUGUCGCAGCAACCGGUUAUCCCGAAAUUGCCCGAGUCUCGCGCGUUCAAGACCGGCAUAAUGGAGGCCUUGAACUUCGCCAGGGACACGGCUGAGGAUCUUAUUACGAAACGAGCUUUCGUUUACACGAUCGACAACACGGCUUCCGCGAGAAGUUUCGGCACUAUGCCUAUGAUCGUGGACGAGGAUCAACUCGCUCGGAUGGAGAGCAGGGGCAUAUCCGACGCUGCUUGGCGAGGGAUCAAGCACAAGAAGGCUCUGAUCCUCCCACUCUUGAUCCUCUUCAAAUUGAUGAAGCUGAAACUUUGGAUAGUGCCCAUCUUCCUCGCCGUUCACUUCAUCAAAAAGAUCCUAGUGAUCGCCUCGAUCCUCCUCCCGAUACUGUUCACGCGUCUCAAGAUCUGCAAAAUGUCGCAGCCCUAUCAUCAAGCUUACCCCCACCACCUGUGGACUACGGCCGCCGAGGCGCCGAUCGAUUAUCCAUCAGGAUACGGAGAGGAAAUCUGGCCGUCUCACAGAAACGACUAUCAACAAGGUUCUCCCUAUCUAGCCUACCGCAACCCGUAUGGAUGA